Messenger RNA from Suillus subalutaceus, 1605 nucleotides. RefSeq names its product laccase. The coding region runs from base 1 to 1605 and encodes 534 amino acids. The transcript is spliced from 12 exons. The record is from RefSeq and is a predicted model, not a curated record. NCBI's taxonomy places the organism in Eukaryota, Fungi, Basidiomycota, Agaricomycetes, Boletales, Suillaceae. Gene Ontology annotation, molecular function: copper ion binding; oxidoreductase activity.
AUGUUUAUUCUUUUUCUGAUCGUUUCUCUCAUCUCAUCGAUUAAUGCUGCAUCUAUAGUAUCUCGCUCACAGCCCUACCCACUAUCUCAGCCCGCUGCACAUGGCCCCAAAACCAGAAUAACCAUAGGUAAUAGCUUCAUCGCUCCCGAUGGCUUCAAUCGCUCAGCAACUCUUGUUGAUGGCAAAUUUCCUGGACCUUUGAUUGCAGCCUGGAAGGGAGAUCACUUUGACAUUGAUGUAGUCAACAAGCUCACAAACGACACGAUGUUCUUGGUUACCAGUGUCCACUGGCAUGGUAUCUACCAGAAUAGGACGAAUUAUGCCGAUGGGACAUCCUUCGUCACACAAUGUCCCAUCAUACCGAACCACUCAUUUUUAAAUUCUUUCUCCGCUCCGAACCAGGCGGGCACUUUCUGGUAUCACAGUCAUUACUCUUGCGAUGGUCUUAGGGGAGCCCUGGUAAUCUAUGAUCCUUGGGACCCUUUAGCAUUCAUGUACGAUGUCGACGAUGCAAGUACCGUGAUCACGCUUGCCGACUGGUAUCAUACUGUGGCCCCAGAAUUGCGCGGCACGAUACCUGUUGCCCAGUCUAUACUCAUCAAUGGACUCGGUCGCUAUGCUGGCGGACCCGAGUCUGAGCUCGCUGUGAUCAACGUCGAGCAAGGAAAGCGAUAUCGCUUGCGCCUGGUUCAAAUGUCAUGCGACAACAACGUCCAGUUCUCCAUCGACGGCCACCAAUUAACUGUCAUCGAAGCUGAUGGACAGCUGACAGAACCUCUGGUAGUAGAUCAGCUUCAAAUUUUUGUGGCUCAGCGCUACUCUGUGGUUCUAGUAGCCAAUCAACCAGUGGAUAACUACUGGGUACGCGGUAUUCCUAACUCGGUUCAGACCUUCAAUGGCUCUGCUAUCCUACGCUACAAAGGCGCCCCAAAGGCUGACCCGACUACAGUCAAUGCUCCAUCCACGAACCCAUUGCAAGAGACAAACUUGCAUGCUCUAAUCAAUCCCAGUGCUCCUGGCAUUCCAGAGUAUGGGAAGGCAGAUAUCAACCUCACCCUCGAGGUUACCAUCAGCGGUCCAAACUUCUAUGUCAAUAAUGCCACAUUCCCAUUCCAAUCCCCCUCCGUUCCUGUUCUACUCCAAAUUCUUAGUGGAGCCCGAGACCCUACUCAGCUGCUCCCACCGGGGAGUGUGUACGUUCUCGGGGCCAACAAAGUAGUAGAGCUGACGGUGGUAAUAGUAAGCGCUCCAGGUGGACCUCAUCCCAUACAUCUUCAUGGGCAUUCCUUCAGCGUCGUACAGAGCGCGGGCAACAGCAGCUUCAAUUACAUAAACCCCGUUCGCCGCGAUGUGACCAGCGCUGGGGUCAUUGGGGACCAAAUGGUGAUCCGAUGGGUGACCGACAAUUCUGGCCCCUGGUUCUUGCAUUGUCACAUUGACUGGCACCUUGAUGCCGGUUUUGCUGUGGUAAUGGCGGAAAGUCCCUCAGAUACUGCCGCCCAUGUCAGUCCCGUGCCAUAUGAAUGGGAUCGCUUAUGUCCGAUCUAUGACAAUUACCCUCCAGUCCCUCCCACGAUAGCUGAGGGGCGUCUAGAUGCUAAUUGA